CUCGCCCGAGGGUCAGGUGCAGCAGGUGCCCGGCGGUAUGCACGCCGCUCCCAGGCGUCGGCGCGAGGGGAGGGGUUUCCAUGUCCGUGGCGGCGUCGGCGACGAGCACGCGCGGCUGGCUCCGGUGCUCUUGCACUGCAUCGGCGCCAUUGCCCUUCUUGCGGGCGCUGGCCGCACCCUGUUUCCAAAGGAAAGGUUAUGCCUGGGCUCCUCGUGGUACUUUUCAUUGGCAUCUGUUGCUCAAACUUUCGUGCCCAAAUCUCAAGGCGUGAAGUAUGAGCUGCACACGCUCCCUGUGGAUGUUAGGGCUGUAACCGAUGGCGACACGAUUACCGUUUAUGUUGACAUAGCUGAUCAUCUAGAGUCUGGCAAUGUGCCCCGGGAUGUGCUUGAAGCGGCUGCUGAGCGGGCCAAGGCACGGGCGGCCAAGAACUUCCAGGGAGCUGAUGCUAUGCAGAAGAUCAUACUGGAUGCAGGAUAUAGGCAGGUUCCUAACAUGAGAGGCGAACAAGUUCUUGCGAAGAAGUACCGGAUCAGGUUAAGAGGGAUUGAUGCACCAGAGAGCUUUAUGCCUUAUGGCAAAGAGGCAAAAGAGGAGCUGGUGAAGCUGGUGCAGGGAAAGAGCUUAAAGAUUUCCAUAUAUGACAGUGACCGGUAUGGUCGAUUAGUUGGUGAUGUUGAGUGUGAUGGGGUCUUCGUGCAGGAACACAUGCUGAAGAAAGGGUUUGCGUGGCACUAUACUGCUUAUGAUCAUCGGGUGGAGCUGAACAAGUGGGAGAAUCAGGCAAAGGCGAGCCGAACAGGUUUGUGGGCAUCGCCGAACCCUGAGAAGCCGUGGGAAUGGAGGAAGCAGAAGCGCAUCGGGACAGUGUGAAGCAGUAGUGGAUUUCAGUUGCCAGUUGGGAUCAGGAGGUGCUGAUUGAUUUACAGUUCAGAAUUGUAGCCCAGAACAUUAGUUCCAUUGCUGUAGAAUGUGUGGUUUGUACACUUGCAUGUUGCACCAUGUUGUAAAGUAGAGCAUGAUGAAUUGGUUGUAAACUACAAUUGGGGAUGGUGACCAUUGUAACUGCAACUGCUGUAAUUUGAAGCAGGACCUGAUUGAUUACUGUGAAGUAGACUGGAAGCCUGUAUUGAAGUCGUAAA
Phragmites australis (common reed) is the source of this 1143-nucleotide messenger RNA. Its product is annotated as probable staphylococcal-like nuclease CAN1. The record is from RefSeq and is a predicted model, not a curated record. Gene Ontology annotation, cellular component: cytoplasm. Lineage: Eukaryota; Viridiplantae; Streptophyta; Magnoliopsida; Poales; Poaceae. The coding region runs from base 38 to 874 and encodes 278 amino acids. The transcript is spliced from 7 exons.